Acanthoscelides obtectus is the source of this 1220-nucleotide messenger RNA. Lineage: Eukaryota; Metazoa; Arthropoda; Insecta; Coleoptera; Chrysomelidae. The record is from the annotation of a GenBank genome assembly.
AUGUGGGUUAGGAGCUGGAUUUCAAGAAGACAGGAUAGUGGUUUUUUUGCUCAAUUGGUGAAAGAAUUACACAGCGAAGACAUGAAUUCAUACGCUAACUUUUUACGCAUGAGUAAUAAGGACUAUGAAUACUUGCUUCAAAAAGUUGAACCAUUGAUUAGAAAACAAGAUACUCAUCUUAGGCUAGCUAUUUCACCUUCAGAACGGCUCAUGCUUACUUUACGGUUUUUAGCAACAGGAGAUAGCUAUCAUUCCCUGCAAUACCUUUUUCGGAUUCCAGUCACGACCAUUUCAAGGAUUAUACCUGAAGUUUGUGAAGCGAUAUUUACUGUGCUGAAAACGGAUUAUCUCCAGAUCCCAAACUCUCAGGAAGAAUGGUAUGAAGUUGCAAAGGGAUUUGAGGAGAUUUGGAAUUUUAAAAACUGUUUAGGUGCUCUAGAUGGCAAGCACGUGGUUAUGAAAGCACCAAGGAAUAAAGGCAGUCUUUAUUUUAAUUAUAAAGGAACACAUAGCAUAGUCCUCAUGGCACUAGUUGAUGCAAAAUACAAAUUUCUUUAUGUGGAUGUCGGGUGCAAUGGACGCAUAUCUGAUGGUGGCGUGUAUGCAAACUGUUCAUUGUCAAGAGCAUUAGAAAACAACAUGUUAAACAUGCCAAAACCAAGGCCAUUACCGGGUGAAUCUGAAGAUGCACCUUUUGUUGUUAUUGCCGAUGAUGCUUUUGCCUUGACUUCCUAUUUAUUAAAACCUUUUCCUUUCAAAAACCAACCCGGAUUUAAUCGGGUUUUUAACUAUAGAAUAUCAAGAGCAAGGCGUGUAGUUGAGAAUGCUUUCGGACUGAUCUCGGCUCGAUUUCGUGUUCUUAGACGACCAAUAGACCUACCUCCAGAGAAGGUUAAAAAAAUUGUACUUGCAAUAUGUUCUUUGCAUAAUUUCUUACUGACCCAAAAAAGUUCGGCACAUUUAUAUGCCCCAAAUGGAAUAUUUGAUACUGAAAAUGAUGGGAACGUUAUCAAUGGGAGUUGGAGAAAUGGAGGAAAUCCUAUAGCUAAUAUGGUUCCUUUACAGACUACAAAUGUUAGAAACCCAUCGAAAACAGCCAAAGAAGAGAACAAUUUGAAAAUUAUUUUGUAUCCAAACAUGGUGAAGUCGCCUGGCAGUAUAAAUAUAUAUAAACAUAAUACCAUUUUAUCUGCUUAAUGUAAUAUAUGUUUCUAAUGCUG